GGCGCGGAAGGCGGCGAGGCAGGGGCGGCAGGAGCCGGCGCGGCGACCGCAGCGAGAGCGGCGGGGACAGAGCAGACAACAACGAAGGCGCACAGGCAGCCGGGCCGGGACACGGGGAGAGCGGCCGCUGGGAAGCGGGCGGGAGGCUGGGCGGGCAGCGAGCAGCCGCCGAGCCGCGAAGCGACAUGGUGCUGCUCAAGGAGUAUCGAGUCAUCCUACCUGUGUCUGUAGAAGAGUAUCAAGUAGGGCAGCUGUAUUCUGUGGCUGAGGCCAGCAAAAAUGAAACGGGUGGUGGUGAAGGUGUGGAGGUCCUGGUGAAUGAGCCCUAUGAAAAGGACGGCGAGAAAGGCCAGUACACGCACAAGAUCUACCACUUACAGAGCAAAGUGCCCACAUUUGUUCGAAUGCUGGCCCCGGAGGGAGCCCUGAAUAUACAUGAAAAAGCAUGGAAUGCCUACCCUUAUUGCAGAACAGUUAUUACAAAUGAAUACAUGAAAGAAGACUUUCUGAUUAAAAUUGAAACCUGGCACAAACCAGAUCUUGGCACCCAGGAGAAUGUGCACAAACUGGAGCCUGAGGCUUGGAAACAUGUGGAAGCCAUAUAUAUAGACAUUGCAGAUCGAAGCCAAGUACUUAGCAAGGAUUACAAGGCAGAGGAAGACCCAGCAAAAUUUAAGUCUAUCAAAACAGGCCGAGGACCCUUGGGUCCCAAUUGGAAGCAAGAACUUGUAAAUCAGAAAGACUGCCCGUACAUGUGUGCAUACAAACUGGUUACUGUCAAGUUCAAGUGGUGGGGCCUGCAGAACAAAGUGGAAAACUUUAUACAUAAGCAAGAGAAGCGUCUGUUUACAAACUUCCACAGGCAGCUGUUCUGUUGGCUUGAUAAGUGGGUUGACCUGACUAUGGAUGACAUUCGAAGGAUGGAAGAAGAGACGAAGAGACAGCUGGAUGAGAUGAGACAGAAGGACCCAGUGAAAGGAAUGACAGCGGAUGACUAAAGCCACUCCUCCCCCUUCUGCACUUUUUGCAAGACAGUGGUCAACAGGAAGGCCCAGCAGCUCCA
Messenger RNA from Delphinapterus leucas (beluga whale), 1063 nucleotides. The record is from RefSeq and is a predicted model, not a curated record. NCBI's taxonomy places the organism in Eukaryota, Metazoa, Chordata, Mammalia, Artiodactyla, Monodontidae.